Molecule: messenger RNA, 711 nt
Organism: Laccaria bicolor S238N-H82
Lineage: Eukaryota; Fungi; Basidiomycota; Agaricomycetes; Agaricales; Hydnangiaceae
Exons: 2
Coding region: 1-711 (236 amino acids)
Source: RefSeq, a predicted model, not a curated record
AUGUUACAACGCCCUGGUGAGAGUAAUCCUUGGGAACCAAAUCGCAGAGGACCAAAUCCCCAACAACAUGAUGCUCCAAAUGCAGAACCACGAGAAGCCCCCAAUUACUUCCGUGCAGGUAGAUUCUAUUGUGUUGAAACUAUCUGCACACCUUGUGGUGUUGUUAUUGCUUGGACAAAGUUUGAUAAAUCAGAAUCACCAACAAAUAUUUUAAACUUCCUAGGAAAAGUUUAUCCAACAGAAGAAUCAAGACCUGAUUAUAUUUGUAUUGAUAAAGGUUGUCAAGUGUUUGCAACUGCAGUAGCAAAUGGAAGUUGGGAUAUUUGGAAAAAAACUACUCGAUUUAUUGUGGAUGCCUACCACUAUAUCAAUCAUCGGGUGUUAGAUUUUCUAUGCCGAAAAUAUUGUAAUCCCUCACCUGGAGAUGGAUCUGCUCCAAACCUUGUAGUCAUGGCAUAUGAUAAGAAUGGUAGAGCAUAUUUGAAGCGAGCAUUCAAUACACAGGUUUGUGAACAACUUAAUGCAUGGCUUUGUGGAUAUCAAUCAAUUCUCAAACGUAUGACACCUGGAAAUUUCAACUGGUUUUUACACACCAUGCUGUUCUAUCACACAAAGUAUGUCCUCCACAAACAAGAGAUGAAGAAAUCAGAUGAAGAUGAGGAGGAAAACUUAGGUUUAGAUGAAGAAGCUCAAGAUGAUGAGGACAACUAA